This is a messenger RNA of Electrophorus electricus (electric eel), 2005 nucleotides long. RefSeq names its product HERPUD family member 2 (gene herpud2). Lineage: Eukaryota; Metazoa; Chordata; Actinopteri; Gymnotiformes; Gymnotidae. Gene Ontology annotation, biological process: endoplasmic reticulum unfolded protein response. The record is from RefSeq and is a predicted model, not a curated record. Gene Ontology annotation, molecular function: protein binding.
UGAAUAGUGCAGCCCUGACGUAAUUUCUUGCGAUGUGAUCGCCUCCAUUACAGGAAAAACACCAGGAACGGGGAAGUCAAAACACUAACCUAGCUACAUUUAGGUUGAAAAGAGACAUUCUCCCAAAUGCGUAUCUGAAGACUCCUGUAAUGUUUGACAUAGAGACUAGAAUCGACUACUGUUGGGAGGGAACCAAAAUGGAUAUUUUUAAUUUUGCUUCUGGCCAGUCACUUUCAUGAAUCAAAGUUUGGGAAGACAGGUUUCCCCUCUUGCACAGGGACAGGGUAGCCUGUGCCAAGGCUUUGCUCGCUCCCGCGGCUCUGCUCCCUUAGAAUGAAACAUGGGCGAAGAUGCAGCCAACUGCCCCGUCACACUUAUCAUCCGGUCACCCAACCAGAGAUACGAUGACCAGACUAUCAACUGCUUUUUGAACUGGACAGUGGAGAAACUGAAGAAACACAUCUCUAAUGUGUAUCCAAGCAAGCCGUUGUCCAAAGAUCAGAGGCUUGUCUACUCUGGGAGGCUUCUGCAGGACCAUCAGCAGUUAAGGGAUGUGCUCAGAAAGCAGGAUGAGUGUCACAUGGUGCACCUGGUGUGUGCGCCUUGCAGCACUUCAGCCUCCCCUGCUUACUCCAGUGAUCCUGGCAGCACCCUGCUCAACUCUGAUCCCAGUUCUGCUAAUGCAGACACUGUUGACCCCUCCCCCUCAGGGGUUUCUGCAUCCAGUCAGGACAUCCCCAACACCUCCUUCACAGGAAGCUCAGUUGGCCUGCGGCAUCGAGGACAUCCUACACAUGUUCACGAUUUAAGCUCUGAGCACCUUGGCACAGUGCAGUGGUCUGAGGGAACUUCAUUGCCUACAAUGGCAGCACCCCCUGCUGGUGUCCCAGCACAACCCAUGUACACACCUAUGCAGAUGCUCUGGUGGCAGCAGAUGUAUGCCCGCCAUUAUUAUAUGCAAUAUCAAGCAGCGAUGGCUGCCUCCCAGGCCUCUGUCAUGGCUCCACCCUCCUCUUUCAGUGCGGGUCCUUUAUCUGAUCCAGCCCCGCCCAAUGAACCUGCAGCCCCUAUGGGGCCUAACCCUGCCCCAAACCCUGCAGCCGAGGAGCGCCCAGCCAAUCGCAACCUGCAGAUGAACGCUCAGGGAGGUGCCAUGCUUAACGAGGAUGAGCUGAACCAUGAUUGGCUGGAUUGGCUGUACACGGUGUCACGUGCUGCUAUCCUCCUCAGCAUUGUCUACUUUUAUUCCUCCUUCGGACGCUUUGUCAUGGUGAUUGGUGCCAUGCUGCUUGUCUACCUGCACCAGGCUGGAUGGUUUCCAUUCAGAGCAGAGGUGCAGAACCCUGCAGCAGGAGAAGGCCCUCCAGCUGAGGCUGAACAGCACCAUGACAUGCAGGAAAUGGAACGUAUUAUGGAUGAUGGGAUGGAGGAAGAGGAUGCUGACAAUGGGGAAGGUGGUCCUGAGGAUGCAGAGCCCGCCCAGCCAGGAUUCCUCGCAUCUACCUGGUCCUUCAUCAGCACCUUCUUCACCUCACUGGUGCCAGAGGGCCCACACCGCGCUGCCAACUAAACCCCAACAGGCCAGAAAAACAAACACAGUUAAACCGAACACCACUGCCCAUUUUCAGCAGAUCGUAUGAAAUGGCACACAGACAAAACAAUAAACUUGAAAAGGACAUCAUAGAUAAUGUGUGUGCCACGAGCAGUAAUGCUGCUUCAGUUUCUUUCCUGUGCCACCUUAGUUCAGUUUUUCAUUCUAAUCAUGAAAAAGAUCAAGAAAUAAAUCAAAUUUGUCUUCCCUGUUACAUUACAAGAGUUUGAAAGUGUUAGAAGACAACACAAGAAAAACUAUAUAACUGCUUUAGAAAAACUAAACUAUAUAACGGCUUUGGUUCUCCAUUUCCACAGAGUGUAAAUAAAUAGUAAAUAUUUACAGAUAUGAAUAUUUGCAUCUCAUUUAAGUAAGGUGUGUUUUUAAAUAAAAAGAUGUGGAUUAACAGUGUGA